AUGACAGAUCCGAGAUUACUCUUAGAGAAAGCUAAUAAAAAAUCUGCAAGUCAUGGUGGAUUUUUAUCACUUUUUGGUGGCAAUAACUAUGGAGAAGCAGCAGAGUUAUAUCUUGCAGCAGCAAAUGCAUUCCGUUUACAAAAACAAGGCAGAGAAGCAGGAGAAGCACUCGAGAAAGCUGCAUCAAUGCAGUUAAAAAUUGAUGAGAAAGAUGAGGCGGCAAAUACACUUGUUGAGGCUUAUAAAGUAUACAGAAAGACAAAUCCAGAAGGUCUGAAUAUGGCUCGUGUUAUUGAGACUGCAAUCCAAAUGUUCACUUAUCGGGGAAAUUUUAGAAGAGCAGCCGGAUAUAAAAUGGAUGUGGCAGCUUUGUAUGAAACAGAGCUAAUGGAUAUGCAAAAAGCUCUUGAAAGCUAUGACGAAGCAGGGGAAUGGUAUUCUAAUGACCAGGCUGAAGCCCUCUCUAGCAAGGCUUACUUAAAAGUUGCAGAACUUGCUGCAUUGGAAGAACAAUAUUCUUUAGCAAUUCAAAAAUUCGAAGAAGUUGCUCGAAAAAGUAUUAAUAAUAACCUUACGAAAUGGAGUGUAAAAGAUUAUUUUUUAAAAGCAGGAAUAUGUCAUUUUAAUUCAGGGGAUAUGAUCGCUGCACGAAGAGCUCUUGAACAUUAUAUUGAUUUGGACUUAACAUUUCAAUCAACUCGUGAAUAUAAACUUUUGGAAGAUAUUUUACAUGCCAUUGAAUCAGGUGAUUCUGAUUUAUUUACAGAAAAAGUUAGAGAAUAUGAUCAACUUAGUAAAUUAGAUAAGUGGAAAACAACACUUCUUUUAAGAAUCAAGAAUUCCAUUAACGAAGAGCCCGAUCUGACAUAA
Molecule: messenger RNA, 870 nt
Organism: Pneumocystis jirovecii RU7
Lineage: Eukaryota; Fungi; Ascomycota; Pneumocystomycetes; Pneumocystales; Pneumocystaceae
Exons: 7
Coding region: 1-870 (289 amino acids)
Biological process (GO): SNARE complex disassembly; intracellular protein transport
Cellular component (GO): SNARE complex; vacuolar membrane
Molecular function (GO): soluble NSF attachment protein activity; syntaxin binding
Source: RefSeq, a predicted model, not a curated record